Messenger RNA from Dermacentor silvarum, 3508 nucleotides. RefSeq names its product protein fem-1 homolog A (gene m-cup). Lineage: Eukaryota; Metazoa; Arthropoda; Arachnida; Ixodida; Ixodidae. The transcript has a single exon. The record is from RefSeq and is a predicted model, not a curated record. Gene Ontology annotation, molecular function: protein binding. Bases 268 to 2193 code for a protein of 641 amino acids.
UUUUUUUUUUCAUGUCUAUGCGUUUCGUGCACUUUCUGACGAACGACAACGUUAGGGGUAUCUGUCAGCCCGUAUAUUUUGAGGUUUUAAUAUCAUCAUCAUCAAGUGAACCAAUAACAGAAGAAGACGGCUGUCUCCCCUCCAAUCGCUUCCAGCGGCAACUGUUGGCAAUACUGCUUUUUUCAGAACAUGGCUGCAGGUAGAUAUCUGUAGUUGCCCGCGGUGCGCUGCGUGAUCUGCGUGACAAAACUGGAAGCUUUUCUAAGUAUGUGGAUUACAGGUAAGACAGAUCAGACUUCUCAGCGAGACGCAAUAUUCAACGACCUCUACUCGGAAUGUAGACUCGCCCCACCAGGUGCUCGACUCUCGUACCUAGUUCGCAAUAAGAUUGAGCGUCUCACGCGAGAAGAGCGGAAGGACAUCGUUUCGCGUCUUCGAGAAGGAUGUGCACCAUUGUUCGUCGCAUGCAAGAAGGGCAACUCGGACAUUGUAGAGUACCUGAUAACCAUGUGUGGAGCUGACUUGGAACAACGAGGUGUUUACGAAGUGACCGAUGACCGCUCGAUCCACUUUGUGACGCCGCUGUGGUGUGCGGCAGUGGCAGGCAAGCUGGCAGUCGUGAAACAGCUGAUCGACUAUGGCGCGAACGUGAACAGUGUUUCGGACACCGGCUCAACGCCAGUGCGCUCGGCGUGCUUCAUGUCGCACCGCGAAGUGGUCAUGUACCUCGUGAACCACGGUGCCGACAUCCUGAAACCGAAUUACAACGGCGGCACCUGCCUUAUCAACUCGGUGCAGAGCGUGAGCCUGUGCCGCUUCCUGCUGCGCCGCGGCGCGGACGUGAACGCGCAGGACGUGCAGCUCAAGACGGCGCUGCACUACGCCAUCCAGGAGCACCGGUUCGACACGACGCGCCUGCUUCUCGAGCAGCGCGCCAACCCGUUCCUGCGCAGCCGGUACGGCGACGACGCGCUGCAGACGGCCUGCCUCAAGGGCGCCGCGCAGAUCUACGAGUACCUGGUGAGCACCGUCGAGUACAGCGCCGCGCGGCGCGCCGAGGCCGACGAGCUGAUGGGCACCACGUUCCUCGACGAGCACCACGACGUCCAGUCGGCGCUCUUCUACUGGCGGCGGGCGCAGGCGCUGCGCGCGCGCGACGCGGUGCCCAAGCCUCUGGGCGGGGCGCGGCGGCCGGCCUUCCAGAUGGCCUCCGAGUACGCGAGCGCCGAAGAGCUGGACGCGCUGGCGCACGACCUGGACGCGCUGCGCACCCAGUCGUUGCUCAUGUGCGAGCGCAUCCUGGGCGCACAGCACAAGGACACCGUGUUCCGGCUCAUGUACCGCGGCGCCGCGUACGCGGACAGCAUGCAGUACCAGCGCUGCAUCGACCUGUGGCAGUACGCGCUCGAGCUGCGCGUCGCCAGGGACACGCUGCUGCACACCGAGGCCGGCCAGGCGGCCGCGGCCCUGGUGCGCCUCUACCUGGACAUGCUGGACAAGGGCCGCGCGGGGUUGCUGCGCGACCGACUGCGGCUGGACGACGUGCUGGCCACGGCGCGGCUGCUGGUCGACCGGUGCGGGGAGUCGGCGCGGCUGCUCCGCGAGCGGCCCGUGUACCGGCGCCACCUGGACAACUUCGACAAGCUGCUGCGCGUGCUGACGCACCUCCUGCACGUGCUGCACGCGCUGCCCAAGCGCGGCGCGGACGACGAGGCCGCCGUGCGCCGGCUGGUGUGCCGCGCGCUGGCGCAGCAGGCGCGCACCGCGUCGGGCGACUCGCUGCUGCACCUUGUCGUGAGCCGCGCCAACACCAUGAAACCGACGGCCUUCUUCGAAGAGGCGCACGCGCACGUGUUUCCCGACGCCUCGCUGGCCGCCCUGCUGCUUGACUGCGGCGCCGACGUCGAGGCGUGCAACGAGGCCCGCAGCACGGCGCUGCACGUGGCCGCGCUGCGCAACAACUUCGUGCCGGAGGUGGUGCAGACGCUGCUGCGCCACGGCGCCCACCUGGACCGGCGCAACGCCAACGGCAACCAGCCGCACCGCAUGCUGGCCGGCAUCGGCGAGUGCGUGCUCAACCCGCUGCAGCACAUCAGCCUGCAGUGCCUGGCCGCGCGCAAGAUAGUCGAGCGCCGCAUCCCGUUCGCGGGCGAGGUGCCCAGCGCGCUCGAGAACUUCAUCCGCAUCCACUAACGCCGGUAAUGAAUGAGCACAGCUAUGCAACAAGCAAUAACCACCAUAUGCAAGUACACGUUUAUCUUUUUACCAGCUGUGUGGCACGAGUGGUGCUAUGCAGGCAACCUCAGGAGGGACCCUCCUUACGAAAGGCCAGUUGCUUCAUUACUGGGUAUGGUGUUUUCUCCCGUCUUAGGGACCAUGUGUUUGUGCCGUGUUUUAAUGUACCAUUUUAGCAGGCAUUUGCCGUUGAUCUGAAAUUGUUGCCUUGCUUAAACGGCUGUAUUCUGUUGAGAGACAAGUAAACAUGCAUAGUUUUUGUGUAUGCCCAAACCAAGUGCCAAACUGAUGCAAGGUGUGACUUGGCUGCAUCCAAAGUGUGCAUUUCAUGCCAGAAGGUCUCGACUAGUUAUGCUGCAACCAUCUGGUUUGAGCUCAACUGGACUGAAUGUGACUGUUGGGGAAGGACAAGCUGUUGGUCUGGUUUAUGCUUUGUGAACCUGCCUUUCUAUGGGUGGGAGUGGUGGCCUUUCAAUAAAGCAUCAUUGCAGUAUGAUGCACACUUCCAUUGCAUCAUUCACCCAGCACACGUGGUAACGCGAGGUGCACCUGUCAAAUCGGUAAACACAUUGGUUGCACACACCUCUGUGAUGUGCCACUAUGCAAGCCUGUUGAUAGCAAGUGCUGCUGAAGGGACCCGUGAUGGCAGUCAAGGUGUAUGUGAGCUAGUUGAUUCAUGAAUACUGCUGUAGCCCGCAUGAGUGGCACUGAGUGUGACAGUCAAGUAGUGUGCUUCAUGUGAUGGAAAAAAUACCAGCUAGUUUAGCAUUUCUCACUGUGAAACUUGCUGCUUCCAAUAAGUUGUGUUAAUCCACAUCGUCAGGCAAUGGUUGGUGCAUCAUUCCCAAAGAAUGCAAUGGUAGCAAAGUGCUCGAGAUAAUCUACCGUGUCUUUGGUGAGGCAUAAAGUAGGUAGCAGUGUGUUGGAACACAUUGGUAGCUGAGUGUUGAUAAGGUCCUGUUUGCAGAUCAUUGUCCUUGCUUCCAGUGGAAUACUCUUUUAUAUGCACUUUUGGCUAUUGUUUGCAGUGGCUGAGAAUGUAAACUGAUAACGGCCAGCUUUGCGAUUGCAGCUGUGCUGUGUUGUAAGGCUUGUGUGAGGCAUAUAUGAGUGUAGAGCCAUUUGCUGCCAUCAUAACAAAUGCGUUGCAAGGUUAUUUGUGCUUUUAGCAUAAAUAUUCACAACUGGACAUUAUCAGCUUUGUGCUCUGGAUAUGUUAAUGUUUUAUGUUACUUGCUGAGCAAACAUUUAAAAAAUUUGUCAGGCUACUAUG